CAUCCCCCCGCCAGGCCCCGCCGCGCAUUCGGCCCCGGCGGCGCGGCCCGAGCGGCGCUGGCAGAGGAGUGCCCGGCAGGAGGGCCCACGCCCGCUGCUCGGUCUGCCACACGCAGCAGGAAGGUGGGCGGCAGCGUCCUCGGCUUCCAGCAGGUACCAAUGGGGCUGCCCAUGGGGAAGUCGAUGCCGGUGCUCCUCACUUUCUUGGCCUUUGCCUUGUGCUGCAUUGCUGCUUACCGCCCCAGUGAGACCCUGUGUGGCGGGGAGCUGGUGGACACCCUCCAGUUUGUGUGUGGGGACCGCGGCUUCUACUUCAGACUUCCAGGCAGGCCGGCGAGCCGUGUGAACCGCCGCAGCCGUGGCAUUGUGGAGGAAUGCUGCUUCCGCAGCUGCGACCUGGCCCUCCUCGAGACCUACUGUGCCACCCCCGCCAAGUCCGAGAGGGACGUGUCCAACUCUCUGACGACCGUGCUUCCGGACAGCCUCCCCGAUUACUCCGUGGGCAAGUUAUUUCAGCUUGACACCGGGAAGCGGUCGGCUCAGCGCCUGCGCAGAGGUUUGCCUGCCCUCCUGCCUGCCCACCGCGGUCGCCUGCUGGCCAAGGAGCUCGAAGUCUCCAGGGAAGCCAAGCAUCACCAGCCCCAGUUCCUGCAGCCAGAAGGCGAUGCUGCCCACGGGGCUGCCUCUCCCGAGGCCUCCAGCAAUCAGAAGUGAGCCAAAUUGUGAUGAUUCUGCAGCCGGUACCAUCACCUGUGACCUCCUCCUGGCCCUCGGACGCCGCCAUCCGUCCCUGCCGACUUCUCUCUGACCUGCUCUCGCCUCGGGUUCCUCCCCCUAGGCCCCAUGCCCCGCCUCCCCCAUCAGGCUACUCCCUGUGCGCCCCCACCAUCGGGCCUCGCCGCCAGCACGCCUUCCACACGCGUGCACCCCCAGGUGACCCCAAAAUUACUGGCAUGAAUCAGAAAGAGCAAAAACAAUCAGCCCCUAAAUUACUCGCAUCCACGCAACAGCCCCCUCAAAACUGAUUGGCUUCUUAGAAAACACCCCGAAAAGCUAAUUAACUUUUUCCUUAAAUUGAAAAAAAAAUCAAUUGGCUGAGUAAACACUAAAAGUAAAUUGGCAUAAAAGCAAUUGGCAAAAUAACAAUUCGGCACGCCCCCCCCCCACAAAUUUCUCUUUCCCUCUGGGUCUUGAGUCUGAUUGGCCUGGACUUGGGUCCCUGAACCCAGAAGAGAAAACGGGGGGACCCAGAAGCUCAGCAGCAGGCGCGGCCCCGCCGCGCUGUCUCCCUCCUCGCACCGCCAGCACCCGCUGGCCGUCCCAUCUUGGCAGCCGCCCCAACUCGUCCUCUGCCCAGUUUGCCACCUUGAGAGAUCUCCACGGAGCUGGAGCUGCAGGGACCCAGUGAGACCCACGGAGGGGGACACGCACGAAAACCGGCGUCCACGCAAACCAUCGGCUCAGACGCCCGCGCCCAGGCUCUCAGAUCCGCAUCUCCACACAGGUACCCGUGCACACGCACGCGCUCCCACACACGCGUGCACACAUCUCACACACACGCACCUCACACUCACUCACACUCACACACACCCCAUGCGAUUCCAGCGAGCAGCCGUAGAUCAGGCCUGGGUGCGUCCGUCUGGUGCUCGGAGCCGUUUCGUGGUCUGAGGUCCCCCCCCGCCCCGGUCCCCAUUCCGCUGUCCGCUGGGCCUGUCUUUGCCCUGCCUUCCCCCGACCACGUCCUCUCCACCUCUUGGAGGAGGGACUGUGCCUGGGGCCAGAGCUGUGGGGUGAACCAUCUCCCUGGGAUGCACCUGCAGGGGGUGUGUCCCAGGCUCGGGCUGCCCAGUCACCUGCAGAGCCCACCCCAGCCCCACAGCCCCCGAGCGAGGGCCUAGCUGGCCAGCCGGGGCGAGGAAAUGAGUUGAAAGGCGAGUACCACCUGCCUGCCGAGUAGCCUGACCUCGAAGUGUGCUCCUGGGAGGAAGAUCUCGGGGGCCAUCCCCCGACCCGGGCACACCGAGGGACCGUCCUCCCAGUCUCCCGGUGGGGGGACCCUCAGAAUUGGGGGCCCCCACCGGGCAACUGGCAGGACGGUGGGGAGUGUGGGAAGUCUGGAGGAUUGGAGGGGUGGGUGGGGGGCAGUGGGGGCUGGGUGGGGGGAGCUUGGGUCGAGAGUGGCCCCGGGGAGUUUUCGGUCGGACCAGUCGAGAGAGAGCGGAAGCCUGCAGAAUCAGAGAAAUCAGGGAUCCAAAUUCUACGCCAAUUGAUCUAUUUCCCCCCUUUUAUUGCUUGGGGCAGUGUUUUCCUUUUUUUUUUUUUUUUUUUUUUUUUCGAUUCCUCCUUAGCUUUUUUGCGCUCGAACAUCAAAUUAACCCCUUCCCCCGUAACAGGGGAGCAGUGACAAAAGCGAGAGGAACACAAGCAACAAGCGUCGGCCACACCACCGCGUCCUGCUCCCCGCCAUUUAUCGUCCCCAAUUAGACUUUUGUAUUGAUCUGUCCCUGUCGCUUUGGGUUGGGUUGGGAGUGGAGCCCCCGGGGGGUGCUGGCCGCGGCCCCCCCCGGAGAAGUUAUGGGGAGGAGAUGGCCGCUACCCGGCCUGGGCUCCGGGGAUUGUGGCUGGUCCCCGGGGUUCCUGAGGGGCUGGGGAGGGAGUGUGGCGGGGUCCCCCAGGGGGCUAGGAGGGUGCUCGGAGGUCACCACGAUGGGGCCCCCGCUGGCGAGGCCAGCGGGGGGGAAGGGGAAGGAGUGUUGGCUGCAGGUUCCAUCCGGCGGGAGCAGGUGGCCGCCUUCUGAGCACCUGGGGGGCCCUCUCCCUCUCCCUCGGUGACAGCUCGCCCACCCCUCAGUGCCCCGUCUCGUCCCCAGGGUGCCCACAGCUCUGCAAGGCGUCCUGGGGUUCGGGCGGGGUGAGGUCGGGAGCAGGGGUGGUCAGGAGGGCUGGGCCCGCAGAGCAGGAGAGCUGCCCCAGUCCGUCCACCGACGCGGCUCGCUCGGGCCUCGGGGCCCACGGGUCUGGCAAUGCCGUCACAGCCACCACCACGGCGCCUAGGCCUGCGGCAGGGACUCUGGCGGCUGGAGGUUUACCUCACCCCCACCUGUUUGCCUCCAGUGCGGCCCCCCUGCAGGGCAGUCCGACUAGCAGUCUAGAGACCCGCGACUUCGGGGUCCCAGCGAGAGGCCUGGCUCGACCCUGGGGGCGGUCAGAGCCGGCCACGCAGCACAGAGGGAGUUCUGAGCGAGUGUCCAGAGAGCGGGCCAUUCGGAACAUUGGCCUUCAGCCCAAAGAGCAAAAUGGUCGUGAUUGGAGAACCCGCAUUGGCCCAAGAUCCAAAAGACUUCGAGGCGCCCGAAAUUGCCCGCCCGCUCGGCCGGACCCCCACCCCAGUGCUACCUUUCGCCUCGAUGGGGUGGGGUGCCCCGGGGGGCUCUCACCAAGCAUCCUUUGUGUUCCCAAGUUUGCAGCUCUCCCCUGGGUCGCCUGCCACCCGACCCGGGCCACAUGCCUGACCUCCCGUGCCUAGUCACGGCCCUCCAUCUUGUCUCCUCCCCGCGUCCCCCCCCCAACAGUGUCUUCAGCAGACCCCCCUCUGGGGUCCUUCCCUUUGCCAUCGCCUGAAGACCCCCCACGCGCCCAACACCCUGUGUCACCUGAGCCGCGACGGCCCACCUCCGCGGCCUGUGUUGGCCUCAGCCCGGCCCCUUUAACGCUGAUAUUUCUGGCAAAAUCCAGUGCUUGGGUUUUGUCUUUAACCUAUGACGCUCGCAAUCCUAAUAAAGCAUUUAAAAUGA
Oryctolagus cuniculus (rabbit) is the source of this 3794-nucleotide messenger RNA. The record is from RefSeq and is a predicted model, not a curated record. Lineage: Eukaryota; Metazoa; Chordata; Mammalia; Lagomorpha; Leporidae.